GUCGCGGAGGCUGCCAACUUGCGGCAGGGCCAACGCAAGUUGCAGACGUACACGUCGUCCGACGACUAUUUCUCUCUCAUGCUUGACCGAGUCAACCAAGCACGAGCUUCCGAGGGUCUACCCGCGCUGUGCACCAACAAGAAGCUCCAAGCGGCAGCCCAACGGCACUCCGACGACCAAGCCGCCAACGACUACAUGGACCACACGGGCACGGACGGGUCCAACAUCGAGCAGCGUAUCGCCGGUGAAGGCUUUGACUGGAGCGCUGUGGCCGAGAAUGUUGCCGCGGGCCAACCCGACGUGGAUGCUGUCAUGGAGGCGUGGAUGGCCUCUCCUGGUCACCGCGAAAACAUCCUCGGCGACUACACCAUGCUCGGCACUGCCUACGCGUACAACCCCGACACCACGUACCAGCACUAUUGGACGCAGGACUUCGGAACGGGGGACGCGGAG
This is a messenger RNA of Phytophthora sojae, 453 nucleotides long. RefSeq lists its product as hypothetical. The annotation marks the transcript as partial. The transcript has a single exon. Lineage: Eukaryota; Oomycota; Peronosporomycetes; Peronosporales; Peronosporaceae. The record is from RefSeq and is a predicted model, not a curated record.